Clupea harengus (Atlantic herring) is the source of this 2087-nucleotide messenger RNA. It is a transcript of the gene rad51b, whose product is annotated as RAD51 paralog B. Gene Ontology annotation, molecular function: ATP-dependent DNA damage sensor activity; double-stranded DNA binding; single-stranded DNA binding. Gene Ontology annotation, biological process: double-strand break repair via homologous recombination. Gene Ontology annotation, cellular component: replication fork; Rad51B-Rad51C-Rad51D-XRCC2 complex. The record is from RefSeq and is a predicted model, not a curated record. Lineage: Eukaryota; Metazoa; Chordata; Actinopteri; Clupeiformes; Clupeidae.
AAUGCCUCAGUAACACCUUUGGUUUGAUUGUCAGGUAGCUCAGUUUGCUUCUUCAACGCCUUUAAAUAACGCCAUUUGAAAAAAUGUCCCUGUCAUUUUUCUGAAUUGUCAUGACGUUCGGUGUAAUUUAUUAUAGGAAUUAUAUCAUGUUUAGUCUUGAGCAUAUUGAUUAUGAGGAUAUUGAGGAUAAACCGUAAUUCAUCGCCUGUAAGUUACUAGCCACACGUUAUUUAGCUACCUAACCAGCUAGCUAGCGAUUGAGGUUGCAAAUUCCAGAAUGCAAAAUAAAAAACUAGCAAGGGCUGGAGUCGGAUCACACAUUUGUGAAAGACUAAAGAACCAUCACGUCGAAACAUGCAAGGACUUGCUGUCUCUCACCCCUUUGGAGGUCAUGCGUGUGGCGGGGCAAAGCCAUUAUCAGUCAUUACAACUGUUGAAGUCCGUCAGCCUGGCUUGCGCCCCUAAGAUAAUUCCGGCUCAGGAGCUGUGGCUCCAGAGGGAGGAUCUGUGUUUCUCCACAUCGCUGCGUGAACUUGACGGGCUGCUUCAGGGUGGUGUGCCACGGGGAACCAUCACUGAGGUGACCGGUCCCUCUGGCUGUGGGAAGAGCCAGUUGUGUAUGAUGCUUAGUGUUUUGGCCACUCUGCCUCGCAGCAUGGGUGGCCUGGACAGCGGGGUCAUCUACAUCGACACUGAGUCUGCCUUCAGCGCAGAGAGGCUGCUGGAGAUCGCUCGCAGUCGUUUCCCAGACUACUUCUCGGUGCCGGAGCGGCUGCUGCAGACGGCUGGGCGCGUUCACCUGUUCAAAGAGCUCACCUGCCAGGAGGUGCUGACCAGACUGGCGCAGCUGGAGGAGGACAUCAUAUCCUGUCACGCCGGGCUGGUGAUCCUCGACUCCGUCGCCUCUGUUGUGCGGAAGGAGUUUGACACGUCGUUGUCCGGCAACCUCACACACCGUAGCAACCUGCUGGGACGAGAGGCCGCCACUCUCAAGUACCUGGCCCAGGAGUUCCGCAUCCCCGUGGUCGUAACCAAUCAGAUCACCACGCACUUCAGCGAGAGAGCGUCGUCAUCAUCGCUGUCACGCCGCUGGAACGUCCCGGAAGCUCCUGGUGCAGAAGGUGAGAGGGAUUCAGGCUAUGUGACCGCUGCCCUUGGGAAUACCUGGAGUCACAAUGUCAACACACGCCUCAUUGUCCAGUACGUGGACGCCCAUCUGAGACAGAUUGUCAUAGCCAAGUCACCUGUGGCACCUUUUGCCGUGCUGAACUACACCGUGCAGAAGGAGGGCAUCCGACUGGAGGGAAAUGCAAGCAAGGAAAUAAUGUCAGCGCAAGGUACGGACCCGGGGCUGCAUCCGAUCCGCGUGAGGACAGGUAUUGACUACAGACUGACAGGAGCCAUGGCGACGAUGGCCCCCUACACCAUCGCCGCCGCCGCCGCCGCCGCCACCACCACCACCACCACCACCGGCGGAAGGUGUGAGAAUACUGAUGUGUGAGGCGCUCUGAGACUCCGCAUCACCUGCAUCCCCAACCACUUGGUCAGGUGGGGUCGGGUAGGGGCCUGCAUUCUGGCUGGUGGUGACCCUGAGAUGAAACUUCCGCAGAGGUCAACCGGACUGUUUGGAGAUGUUAAUUUAUCUAGUAUAAACACAAAAAGCUGGAAAGGGUUAAGCAUGCCAAUCGAAAGGGGUCAUGGGGUUUCCAGUGUGUCUAGAAGAGAGUUGAGAAGUAUUCUGUGAGUGUAGGAGAUAGUCAACAAAACGUAUGGUCAUUCCGAAAAAGCUGAAUGGGUGCAGGAUGAAUGGUAAUGGGGAUUGAAGAGUUACAUGAGACUCUAGAAAAGGGUCAGUGAAUAUAAUUAGAAAGUUCAUGUGUCUUAGUAUGGGUAUAGAAGGUUAAAAGAUUAAUGGGUGCAGAAUUAGACACAAAUUACAGUAUAUGGACUUAGUAUGUUCUAGAUAAAUAUCAAAACCACUAUAUCCCUAUGUCCUACCAUACCUGCAUUGGCUGGUUAAUUGUUUUUGUUUUGUUAAUUGUUAAGUGUCAACACAGUAAACCAAAACUUUGACUACUAAGAUACAA